This is a messenger RNA of Drosophila navojoa, 2778 nucleotides long. RefSeq lists its product as uncharacterized. Lineage: Eukaryota; Metazoa; Arthropoda; Insecta; Diptera; Drosophilidae. The record is from RefSeq and is a predicted model, not a curated record.
UGCCCUCCCAGUUUGCAUCGGUCGCGACGUCUGCUACGCUUUUUUAUUUCGUUUUCUUUCCCAUAGAAAUUAUAACUUUACCUCUAAUUUAAGUAACGCUCGUUUUGGGGGUUUCUACAAACAGUUUUUUAUCCGUUUUGGCUUGUGCUCCGCAAACAUUAUGACAACGCUUGGGGACAGCGCCCGAGGCUAAAGCAACGCCGGUUGUUUGUCUGCGUUUUCGCCAACGACAACGACGUCGACGUCGACGCUGCCGUCUCCAUUGCUUUUGUGGCGUUGUUUGUAUUGCUUUACAUGUGACACAUACACGGAGACACAUAUGGUUGCCAUGCUUGUGUGCGUAUGUGCAUAUUGUGCUACCGGUUGCUUGCGGUUUGCCUUUUGACCGUUUGUUGUUGUUCUUGUUCCGUGCUGUGUAAAGAACUUUCCAAGAAAUUACAGCACGCAGAUAAACAUCAAUAAGCAAUUGAUAUAUUGACAUAUUGGAGCCAUUGAAAUGAGCCAAUGCGGGUCGCCAACGUUCGAGAAGGAGCUGCGCGAGCAAAUCGAAAACAUGAAUCGCAUUAUGAAAUCCAAAGAACGCAAACAACUGCAAACAUGUCGGGAUCACAAGGCCCUGCAGACACGCUUUGCUCGGCAGGAGAGUCUGCUGCAUACGAUGCAGCAGGAGAAUCGAGCGCUGCUCACACGAAUACGACAGUACGAGCACUGCCUGGACGAUGUGAUGCGCAAGGUGGUGGACGCCAUUGUGGCCGAGGAUAAUCUGAGGGAGGAGGUGAGCAUGCUGAAGAGUCGCGUGCGCGAUCUGGAGGCACAGAACGCAGCGCUGUCGGCGAGUCCGGUGAAGGGGCGGGACGAGGGCUACUGCACGAUGAGCAGCGGACAGCCGCAGCCGUCGAAUGGGCACCUGGAAGGACUGCCCGAGGAGCCGGAGCAGUGGCUGCUGCCGGCCGAGCCCUGCUCAACCGAAAUGGAAGACUGGAGCAUGUCGCAGGAGGAGCUGGCUGUGAUAACCUUCGACGAUGAGCGCGAUCGGCAACAGCUGCAGCUGCAGCGGCGCAAGCGGGAGCACGACUGGCUCUGGCCCUCGAGCGACUUCAUCAAUUCGACGACCGUGGAGACGGACGACUCUGUCGCCGAUGGCAUUGCCCAGCUGCUGCAGCAGAAGCUUGUCUACUCGGAGGAUGAGGAGGUUGCCUGCACGGACUUUACCAACGAUUUCUAUAAGCUCGUCAACAUACGGCCCAACUCCUCGCGCAGCCUCUUCUCCUAUCUGGAAGGCGAGACUGAUGAUGAGGACGAUGAGGAUGAAGAGGACGAGCAGGACUCGAGCAUGUCGGAGAGCCAGAUCAAGCAGCGUGUCAGUCCGACGCCCAGCGAGGCGGGACGUGCCCAACUGACCAGCUGCUCCUCCAGCGAAACCGAUGAACACUCUGUGGCACCACCACCGCAACAACAAUUGGAUGAGGCGGUGGCGGAGGCGGAGGAGGAGGAGGAACAUGAUUACGCUGUAAUUGAGGAAUGCCGAAGACGUGUGAGCGACAUCGAGAUCGAGGAUGUGCCGAUGGUGAAGAACUCGUCUCCUGCUCUCAACGAACAGCAGUGCAUUGCACAAAUCAUCAAGACAGAGCUGAGGCGCCCGCCCCACGUGCUGGUCAAGUCCAAGUCGGUGCUGGAGGAGCAGGAGCCCAGCUGCAUAUUGCGUCACAAUCAGCGCCGCGAGCUCGAGUCCAGCGUGGUGCGCAGCGACAGCAUCAGCUGCGCGAUGAUGGCCAAAAUGGCCAAGGAGGCGCCCCCAUCCCCGGCAAUGGUAUCCAAGCUAAAGGAGCGCCUGCUGCAGCGCCAUGCUCCGAGCCCAACUGGCAACUCCUGGCGGCGCAGCAAUGGCUGGAAGCGUGUCACCUCGCCAGUUGCCGGGUCAGCCAAAAAGGAGGCAACAAAGACAACCACGGAGCUGCCAAAGAGCUGCCAGCAAAAGGCGCCGCCCACACGUAUACCCACAUGCAUACACACGACAUCAACCACUUCCUCCACAAGCUCAUCCUGCUCCUCGUCAACGCCUUCGUCGCCCUCGCCACCAAAACAGACGCAGAAGCUGACGCAGCAGCAGCAGCAGCAGCAACAACAGAAGCAGCAGGCGAAGCAGCCAUCGCAGCAGCGCAAAUCCAAAAUUCCUCCACCUGUACCCGUGCGUCGUUCCUAUGCCAGCUAAGAGACGCCCCCAACCCCCCUCUAAGCAUAAUCUCAAACAGAAUUCUAUAAAUUGAUAGCGACAGAGCGAAGAGCCAUCGAGCAUUCGCCGUAGAAUUAAAGAUUUAAAAGACUAAAUUGUGAUAUAUAUUCAAACUAAAAACGAGAGAAGAGAGCAGAAGCAGUAGCAGCAGCAGCAGCAGCAGGAGAGGGUGUGCAUGCACGAAUACAACAUAUUUAUAUUAUAUAUACACACACCUAUAUAUACAUAUAUAUAUAUAUAUUUAAGAGUCUUUUGGAUAAUGUUUACUAGAAUCGAUGCUAGGCUCGACGUGCUCUAUACAGUUUUGUAGAGCAGCGAUCGCAGUUACAAGUUCCCAAAUCGCAUUUCCAAGCUGAUCGAAAGAGUAUGAGCUCUUCAGUAUAUAUAUAAAGUUUAUAAGCUGUAUAAUCUGUAUACAAUAUAUAUAUAUAUUUAUAUUUGCAUGAUUUCUAUUGGACUAGCCAAAGCUUUGCUCAGCAUCUGAGCAAAGUGUCAACAAAAACUAAUAAAACUAUUAACUAUCAGUAAACAGAACUAUAAAUAUA